CAGGAAGUCUCCCUGUCUCACACUCACUGUCCUUGUUGUCUUGUUACAAGCAUCAACUCGUUGUCGUUUCUCUCUUGUUUUUACACUUUUGCAACCUUCUCAUCUGUCACCUCACUCGCUCUGGUGACGAUAGUCUAUCGCUUCUAAUCAUUGCUAUUGCUUGUAAUUGUUUUAUAGCAUUGGGUAAUAGUGCUUUGUUGCCCUGCGAACAACCCCAUCCCGAUCAUCAUUACCCCCGAUAAUACUAUCCACCUCGAGAAGAUCUAUUCGACAUACCUUCGUUAACCGCCCCGUCGAAACUGUUUAUAAUAUCAUAAAAAAAUCUCAAUAGUCUUUGAUUUCCUGAAGACUAUAUGAGCGCCUUAAUUUGAACCCGUCGCCGAUAUUAUAGAUACUCGAUCGCUUUAGUAGCAGAUUUGGAGUGAAGCAUUGUCGUGAUUGUCCGCAAGGACAACACGUUCCGAACGAGUCAAACAUGGCUAACCAACAAGCCCGAAUGUCCAUGUACUCGGUGGCUUCCGAUUCCGUUGGAGGCCCCCGAGGCGCCGGACAACAAUCAACUCAAGUGUCAACAACUACCUUGUUAAACGGCAUUCAUAAUAUCUAUCUCUCGUCUCAACCCUAUCGACUAGACGCUGGAACGAGUCUCGUCGUCAACACAUGGCUCACGGCGACUCAAGCGGGGCCAGACGGCAGGACUGGAGGAACUGUAGACCCUAACUUGGCAGCCAGAGCUUGGGAACAUGCUAGGCGUCGAGCAGAGGAUGGCUGUAUCAUUCUAGGGUCUCUUCAUCAAUCAACACCCUCGUUGUUGAACCCAUUUUUGUCAUCUCUGCCCCUCUCUAUUCCUUCGUCUCUGUAUACUGCCCUUGAAGUAAUACAACCCUUCAUACGAUGCGUAACGCCAUACAACCCAUCAACGCCGCGUCAAUCUGCCUUGGCAGUAACACUGACAUUAAACCUCACUGGAACAUUACAUGCCGCCAGUGUAGCGCUAUCACAGGGCGGUAUCGAUACUGUGAAGGGCCUUCUUGACAUACCUGCUGAGGCUGGCUAUCGCGCAUUUGACGUCUUUUACUAUCUUCUCACAUCCGCCUCAACACCCGCAGAAAGGGAGUUUUUGGGUCUCAAGUCUGCCUCUACCUAUUCGCUAUUAGCCAAGUCCGGGACUUAUAACCCUCCUUCAUAUCUUCCAACGGCCGACGAUGGCGCUGCCGCGGAUGACUUCCGAACUGCUCUUAAAGACAUUGGCAUCAAGGGCGCAGCUCAUCGGAACUUCAUCUCGACCCUUGCUGGACUUCUGAAACUCGGCAACACUCUGGACUACAACGUUGACGAUGAUGUUCUUGACGAUGUCUGUGAAGAUGUUGGCGGGUUACUUGGUCUUGAUCCCGAAGUUUUAGCUAGACAAUGCUCAACGGAUGAUAGACGAACUUUAGUUGGAGGACUGUACGAGGCUCUAGUCGACUGGGUCGUCACCAAGGCCAACGAAACCAUUGCCCUCCAAAUGUCUCGCAUACGAGAUGGCCAAGAGUCCCUCGACGGACAUAGGACACCAACCCCGGAUGAGAACGGCGAUACUGUAUGCAUUACUGUUGUGGAAAUUCCGGAUCCUAACCUCGGAAAAGCGAUUGCUAUGCGUGGUAUUUUCGAUGACAGCCUUGGAAUUAAUGCCGAAAUGAAAGAAGACGGUGUGGACGCAGUAGCUGUGGGAAGCUCAGUUUUACGAGAGACGCAGAAUGCCGUUGCGGAGGUUGCGCCCGAUCUAGGAAUUAUGAAUGGCCCAGUUGCACGAGCAAGACAACAUGAACUUGAGAAGAGAGAAGAAGUUUUGGAGAAGGCUGGUUUCGCUAGCGAUGAAGACGGUUUCUUGAAGAAGCUGCUUUUCCCUGUUCCUGGUCAAGGUAUCAACUUGGGCCAAAAUGCACGAUUAGAUCUUCCCGCUGUUUUAAACACUAGUCGCGUAUGGUAUCAUUUAUCACUCCACCCGACUGAUGAGGCUCCCGCGAGUUUAGCUGCUCUGCCCUCGAUCACAUCCGCUUGGUCGGCUGGCACGGUCUCACGCCAAUUACGCGCCUGGAGACUCCCCGAGUGGGCCAAUCGCCGCAACAAGAACUUGGAUUUCACGGCGGACUUUGAUCUAGACGAAUUUUCAACUCGUUUUGCUCCCUUAGGCUGUAGAGAGGGUCGAGAUGGCAUCGAGACUUGGAUCCUCGAGAGAGGAUGGAGCAACGGUGAAGUUGUGAUUGGCAAGGAGAGAGUCUGGAUGCGCGAGACUGCUUGGUGGGAGGCUGAAAGCAUGCUUGAUCUAAAGCCAGCCCAAGAUCCUGCGGCCGGUGGUAUGAAUAGCAUGUUUAGCACCCCUGGCCUCGAAAGAGGGUUCACCAAUGACUUCUUCCCCCCUCAAAUUCCCGACCAUAACUCCAACAGUAGCCGGGAUCAGCUCCUCAACAGUCAUCAGCGCAACCAAAGCCAGCUUACCUUUGCACAGAGCCAGAUGAGGGCACCCUCUGCCACUCCUUCUGCUAUGCGCAACGCUUAUGCAGGCGAUUAUGGCUUAGGGUCAAAGGGAGACCAGCAUCGCGACCAACUUUACUAUACGCCAGAUGGCGAAUUCAUUGGCAACCUCGACGCUGCUGACGCCAAAGGAAAACAUAUCGAAACCACCGACCAAACUACCACUCGUCGUAUUUGGGUUGGUUUCGUUUGGGCUUUGACUUGGUGGAUUCCUUCCUUCGCCCUCACUCACAUCGGACGAAUGAAGCGGCCAGACGUCAGGAUGGCUUGGCGAGAGAAAUUUGUCCUGGUCUUCAUCAUCAUAUUACUAAACGGCUUUAUCGUGUUCUGGAUUAUUGUCUUGGGGCAACUCAUCUGUCCGAACUUCGACAAGGCCUGGUUGCAAACGGAAGUUGCUAGUCAUCAAGGCCAAGACGAUUUUUGGGUCAGUAUUCACGGAAAGGUCUACGACAUUACAAAUUUCUGGCGGCUACAGCACAGUGAUACCAACAUUGACACGACAAGUGAUCUUAUGCAACAAUUCGCGGGCUUAAACUUGGACGAGUACUUCGUAGCUCCUCUUCCGCUUACCUGCCCCGGCUUGGGUAUUCCUGAAACCAUUCAGCUCCAGAAGAACAAUACUCCUACGUUGCCUCAGGGUGUGCACACCUCCGGCUACUUCCAGGCUGACCAGACAACCAAGUUACGUUCUUCUACCUGGUAUCGCGAUAACUUUCAACCCAGGAUAAAGGAAUACUAUCACGGUGAUCUGGUCUGGGAUGCCCAAAAUGUCAAAGAUGAUGGCAAGAAUAACAAUCACAUGUGGGUUACUUACGACGGUAAUAUCUACGAUCUCACAGAUUACCUCAAUACCAUCGACUACUAUAAGAACCUUGCACAGUACAAUUUCCUGGACACCGAUUUGAUCGACGCAGUUAAGAAAAACCCGGGACAGGAUGUUACUACCCUCUGGAAUGAUGCGAUUUCCGACGCCAAGGGAAACGCCACAAACACUGCCGCCAAAUUGAACAGUCUUAAUUGUAUCAAGCAAACCUUUUACGUUGGUAUACCAGACUUCCGUUACUCGGCUAAGUGUCAAGCGAACAACUAUAUUCUCCUGGCUUUCUCCAUCAUCAUCUGUUCCGUCAUCGUGAUCAAGUUCCUUUCAGCAUUACAGUUUGGCUCUAAACGACGACCCGCUCCUCAAGAUAAGUUUGUCAUUUGUCAGGUCCCGGCCUACACUGAAGGAGAAGACUCUUUAAGAAACGCACUCGAUUCCCUUACCGCGCUUCAAUAUGACAACAAGAGAAAGCUUAUCUGUGUUAUCUGUGAUGGUGUCAUCGUUGGUCAAGGUAACGAUCGACCCACGCCAAAGAUUGUUCUGGAUAUUCUGGGAGUUGAUCCCAAAGUCGAUCCUCCCGCCUUACCUUUCAAGUCUGUCGGAACUGGCAGCGAACAGCUCAACUACGGCAAGGUUUACUCUGGUCUGUACGAAUAUGAAGGCAAUGUGGUUCCCUACAUCGUUAUCGUUAAAGUGGGCAAGGAAUCGGAACAAUCUAAGGCUAAGCCUGGUAACCGUGGCAAGCGUGACUCUCAGAUUUUGCUGAUGAGCUUCCUGAACCGUGUUCACCACCGUGCUCCUAUGAACCCUCUUGAACUCGAAAUCUUCCACCAGAUCAACAACAUUAUCGGUGUUGACCCUGAGCUAUACGAAUAUCUCUUGAUGGUGGAUGCCGAUACUUGUGUACGAGAAGACUCUCUCAACCGUCUUGUGGCUGCUUGCGCGAAUAACUCGAAGAUUGCUGGUAUUUGCGGUGAAACUGGAUUACAAAACGAGCAACGAUCAUGGUGGAGUAUGAUCCAGGUUUAUGAGUACUUUAUCUCUCAUCACCUGGCAAAGGCUUUCGAAUCUCUAUUUGGUAGCGUUACUUGUCUUCCCGGAUGUUUCUCCAUGUACCGUCUGCGCACUGCCGACAAGGGAAAACCAUUGAUUAUUUCCGAUGGCAUGAUCAAGGAUUACAGUAUCUGCAACGUCGACACUCUGCACAAGAAGAAUUUGUUGUCCCUCGGUGAAGAUCGAUAUCUGACAACACUCAUGACGAAGCAUUUCCCCUACAUGUCGUACAAGUUUAUUCCUGAUGCUUAUUGUCAAACUGCUGCCCCCGAAGAGUGGAGCGUCUUGCUCUCACAGCGACGUCGAUGGAUUAAUUCAACUAUCCACAAUCUGGCUGAGCUUAUGUUGCUCAAGGAUAUGUGCGGUUUCUGCUGUUUCUCUAUGCGAUUCAUCGUCUUCAUCGAUCUUACCGGAACCAUCAUUCUCCCUGCCACCUGUGUUUACCUAGGUUAUCUUCUCUACCGAGUCAUCACCCAUACUGGCCCAUUGCCUCUCGUUUCCAUUAUCAUGAUUGCUGCAGUGUACGGUCUUCAGGCUCUCAUCUUCAUCUUGAAGAGACAAUGGCAACACAUCGGAUGGAUGAUCAUCUACCUACUAGCCUUCCCCGUCUACUCGUUCAUUCUCCCGAUCUACUCGUUCUGGAACCAAGACAACUUCUCGUGGGGUAAUACACGUAUCGUCAUUGGUGAGAAAGGUAAUAAACAGUUGGUCGCGGUGGACGACGAAGGCUUUGAUCCCAGAUCCAUCCCACUGCAACGAUGGGAUGACUACGCUGCAUUGAACAAUCUACCUGGUCGCCGUGGCAUGCACAGCGAAAAGGGAAUGGAUAUCUAUGAUGAUCAAUAUGAGAUGGACGACAUGAAAUCCGUCUACUCUUCUGUCAGACAGCCCUCAGUCCUUACCGGUCUCCAGGGCCGUGGCGGAUACAUGCCCCCUCACUCGCCUGCUCCAUUCCAGAACAUGCGACAGUCCGCAUAUGGUGCGUAUACCGACAACCCUGCACACCGGCAAUCUACUGCUUCGUUUGGUGAUGCCAAACGCAUGCAAUCGCCCUACCAAGAUGGUCCCAGCCACCAACGUAGUAUGAGCAAUCUUCGCGCGGUAUCCAACAACUCACCACAGUUUGACAUGCACCGUGCUUCCAACGCCACUCUUGGCUUUGCUGGUGGUGCUCGCGCACCAUUAGGUCAAGGUCACCAAUCCACCACAUCCUUCGACUUCCAACGAGGUCACGUUGGCCCUGACGAUGGUAUGAUCAUCGACGCCAUCCAAUCCGUGCUCCGAGAGGUCGACCUCGACACGGUCACCAAGAAGCAAGUCCGCGCCCUGGUCGAGCAGCGACUACACACAGAGUUAUCAGGAGAACGUAGGACGUUCCUGGACCGCCAUAUCGAUAACGAGCUGGCUAACAUGUAAACGCUACGUCGUCUAUUUGCGUUUUUAAUCUAAGGAAGAUAAUUGUAAAACGUGGAGGAGUAAUCUGGAAAUCUGGAUGUACAUAUAAUUAAGAAAACACAGGUUGAUCAUGUUUGAUAUGACAAGAAGCAAUGUUUUUUAAGGGAGGGUCUGGGAUCAUCCCUCAGAAGAAGAAUCAUGUCGUAGUUUGGUGCACAAGAGAAGAAAAGAGUACCAUGUAAUUCGUGGCGUCGAUCCUUUAUUUUUUUUUCCUCUUUUAGAAGAUGAAAAAACUAAGUAGGUACUGCCGGAAUCGUUGUUUGUUUUUGGUCCCGAUCGAUCGUUCAUUUUUAUCGGGUUUUGGGAUUACGGGAAUUAUCGGCGGUCGGAUUAUAUCUUUUUAUAAAGUACGCUGCAUAGCAUCGUUGUUGUUAUAGUAGAUUCGUUGUUCAUGUCGUCGUCGUCGUCAUCGCAUAUAAUGGAUAGGUAUUGUCACAUCGUUAGGCUUCCCUCUCCUUGUUGGGUGGCGAGUAUGGUGGUCGUGCUAGGUAAUAUCAAUCUCGGAAAUCUUCAAUAAUAUUUUUGGUUUGGGGGAUGUGUGAAUUUUAUGUUGUAGUGAAAUGUGCUUAUUUGACUUGAGCUGUUGUUAGGUAUGGAGGCAUAGUGCUUGGUUAUCGUGGCGGUCGAGUAUAUCUACUUUUGGUCUUUCACUGCUUACUCGAAAGGCAUACAAUAGGG
Annulohypoxylon maeteangense is the source of this 6523-nucleotide messenger RNA. RefSeq names its product glycosyltransferase family 2 protein. The record is from RefSeq and is a predicted model, not a curated record. NCBI's taxonomy places the organism in Eukaryota, Fungi, Ascomycota, Sordariomycetes, Xylariales, Hypoxylaceae. Gene Ontology annotation, molecular function: cytoskeletal motor activity; ATP binding; chitin synthase activity. Gene Ontology annotation, cellular component: myosin complex; cell septum; cell periphery. The coding region runs from base 476 to 5806 and encodes 1776 amino acids. The transcript is spliced from 3 exons.